CGUCACUUUCACUUGCAUGUCAUCAAUCUUACAUGAAGCUCUAUCCUACUUCAUUAGAUAUGGCUUCAAAUGAGCUCGAGCUCUCGCCUUCUGAUGUCACCUUUCUUGAUACUUUCAAGGAAGGUGAGAGCUCGAUGAUUUUCAGAGUCGCUGUGCACGGAAUGGACUGUGUUAUGAAAGUGUUUCAUGAAUAUACUAGGAAGGAGUGGGAUGAUCCAGAUAUUGAAAUCAGCAUGUGCAUGCGCGAGGUGACGUCCUACGAACGCUUAAAAGCAAAGGGACUCUGCGCGCGAGGAGUGAUCCCUGAUUACUACGGCUACUUGACCUUAACGGGCCUGACACUGUGGCCUGAUUUGCACAUGUUCACUGACGACGAGCUGCCUCCAAAAGCGAUCCUGAUUGAGUACGUCCCCGGCAUGAAACAACUUGAACUCAUCAACUACACCAAGUCAAGGGCGGAGACGUUGCGGAACGUUCUGUUCGAGAUCAACGCGGCGAUGAUAUUGCACGGUGACAUUGCCCCGAGGAAUAUGAUGGUCUGCUCCGGAGACACGGAUCGAGUGCUUUGGAUUGACUUCGAUUUGGCGAUGGUGUUUCCGGAGAACAAGCCCCUGACAGAAAGGCAGAAAGAGUGGUUUGAGGAUGAGGCUGCCUUGAUAAAUGAGCUUGUGGACGGCCUGGCCCAGGACGCUGUGGAAGGGAAGCUUCAUAAGGCAUUUCCUUACUACUAUUACGGGACGUACACCUAUUGGAAGCGGGUCAAGAUGGGACUACCAGGCUGGCCAGAACCAGUAUUGCCAGCCCCUGGCCAAGAUGAUGAAGAUAUCAAAGACAUCGAAGACAUCGAAAAUAGCGAAGACAAAAAAGGCAACGAAGACAAUCAGUUAUCGAAACCGUGGGCCAGGCUCUCAGGAUUUGAUUCGAUGACGACCAUUCCUCUCUGACGAUGCAAUCCAUUCAGCGCCUAUCGGUUAUGACUGCGAGGGAUUGGGACGGGGCCUACCUCAGCAGAAAUGAGGACUGAAAGGUACUUGUUUUGUUCUCAUGCACCUUUCGUCUUCCCUUCGCCGAAUUCUGUUGUUGUGAUGUACAGCGGUAAUGAACUA
Messenger RNA from Aspergillus uvarum CBS 121591, 1106 nucleotides. RefSeq lists its product as uncharacterized. The transcript has 4 exons. NCBI's taxonomy places the organism in Eukaryota, Fungi, Ascomycota, Eurotiomycetes, Eurotiales, Aspergillaceae. The record is from RefSeq and is a predicted model, not a curated record. Bases 60 to 944 code for a protein of 294 amino acids.